Besnoitia besnoiti is the source of this 609-nucleotide messenger RNA. RefSeq names its product ADP-ribosylation factor family protein. Gene Ontology annotation, molecular function: GTPase activity; GTP binding. The coding region runs from base 1 to 609 and encodes 202 amino acids. Gene Ontology annotation, cellular component: Golgi apparatus; cytoplasm. The transcript is spliced from 5 exons. The record is from RefSeq and is a predicted model, not a curated record. Lineage: Eukaryota; Apicomplexa; Conoidasida; Eucoccidiorida; Sarcocystidae. Gene Ontology annotation, biological process: intracellular protein transport; vesicle-mediated transport.
AUGGGGAACGCCGUCCUCGCGUGUCUUCAUAGCAGCCUCAGUGUGUGCUGCAACAAAAGUGUCUAUCAAAUCCGCGUCGCGGGCCCCGCCCAGGCAGGAAAGACUUCCAUCAUCAAGUGGAUGAAGUACAGGCAGUUCUUCAAGCUCGCGCCCACAGAGGGUCUGGAGGUGGACCGCGUCGACUACCCCGACACGGCUCUCGUCAUGUGGGAUACGAGGCAGCACUUUGAGGACAUGGUCCGGCCGCAUCACCUCGACAUAAGAGGCAUCAUCUACGUCGUCGACAGCUCCGACCCCGGUCGACUCAGAAUCGCGAACCGGGCGUUAGACCGGCUUCUUCGGGACCUGCCGGACGCCAAUGUACUUCUAGUCUUCGCCGCGAAGCAGGAUCGUCCAGGAGCCAUGCCAGUCGCAGAUAUUCAGCACCAGUUGCAGCUUCAGCAACUGGUUGACAAAGAGUGCGGCGUCUUCGCGUGUAGUGCGAAAACCGGCGAAGGCAUCGACGAGGGCAUCUCAUGGCUAGUGAGGCAGCUACGGCAACAAGACGGCACGGGGUGCUGCACAACGGAUCAGACAAUCCCUUGCUUUUUACAGCAGGUGCCGUCGUGA